This is a messenger RNA of Rhododendron vialii, 923 nucleotides long. RefSeq names its product LOB domain-containing protein 33-like. The record is from RefSeq and is a predicted model, not a curated record. Bases 81 to 908 code for a protein of 275 amino acids. Lineage: Eukaryota; Viridiplantae; Streptophyta; Magnoliopsida; Ericales; Ericaceae. The transcript has 2 exons.
ACUAGUUUUUGAAUCACUAUUUGCACUACAAAUACAUGUGAUCGAUCAAACUUGAAUGAAUCAGCGUACACUGAACCCUCAUGACGGUGAAAGGAGGCACAAGCCCAGCUUGUGCCGCAUGCAAGUACCAGAGGCGGAGGUGCUCCUCCGAGUGCACUCUGGCACCGUAUUUUCCGGCCAAUCAAACCAAGACGUUCCAGAACGCUCACCGUCUCUUCGGCGUCUCCAACAUUAUGAAGAUACUGGGGCUAAUGGAGACUCGAGAACAGAGAGACGAAGCCAUGAGAUCUGUCAUCUACGAGUCUGAUAUGCGCGAGAGGUUUCCUGUUCACGGAUGUUGUGGGAUCAUACGCCAUCUUUAUGCUCUGUUGGUGCAGGCCGAUGAAGAACUCCAAUACGUCCAAGCGCAACUAGCAAUGUGCGGGGAGCAGUGCCAUGGCCGAAUAGUUAAUCAGGAUUAUUCUACUCGUCCGGAACGAUUUGGCAUGAGUUUACCCGGUGAUGUGCUCAUGGGACUGCGACAUUUUUGCAUAAACGAUGCAAUUCCUUUUGAAGGGGAUCACCAUGUUGUGACAGAAGUGACUGAAAAUAAUUGCGCUUACGUUGAAUCGAAUGAAGAUAUAGCAAAUCACUAUAGGGUUCAACAUCCAAACUAUAAUUCAGUGGCAAUUCAAUCCCAGUCAUUUCCUCCUCAACAACAGACUGAAGUUGAUUAUGAUGACAUACCAUUUGAUAUACUUGCAGAUGACAGACAAUCUUAUAUCGAAUCAAAGGAAGAGUGUGAAUCAAGUUGUGCAUCAUCACGGAAAAAUACAACCCAUUCUCUCGAGUACGCAUCAAAAAAUGAUCUCAAGAGUGCUGCAGCUUGUUUUAGGCUUACCAAUUUUGACUAUUGUAAUGAUUUUUAAUUUUCUAUUUAUUUU